This is a messenger RNA of Cryphonectria parasitica EP155, 959 nucleotides long. RefSeq lists its product as uncharacterized. The record is from RefSeq and is a predicted model, not a curated record. Lineage: Eukaryota; Fungi; Ascomycota; Sordariomycetes; Diaporthales; Cryphonectriaceae. The transcript is spliced from 2 exons. The coding region runs from base 1 to 414 and encodes 137 amino acids.
AUGUCUUCGUCAUCACAAGAGCGCGCUCCCCGCAAGCAGAAGAAGCAGCCCCAGCAGCAGGUGUACGAGGAGUCUGGCUCCGAGUCCUCAGGCUCUGAGGAGCCCGCGCCCCCUCCUAAGCGGUCCAACCGUCGCAACCGCCAGCAGCAGAGCAACCAGCAGAUGAUGCAGCGGCAGCAGGGCGGGCCCCUGGGCGGCAUGGACGGCGUGGGCCAGACGGCACAAAACCUCGGCGGCGGCGUCACCAACACUCUGGGACAAGUUGGCGGCCAGGCGCUCGGCCAGCAGGGCGGCGGUGGUGGCAGCGGCAAGAGUGAUACCCUCCGGCUGCGGCUGGACCUGAACUUGGAUAUUGAGAUUACACUCAAGGCCAAGAUCCAUGGUGAUCUUGAGCUGGCUCUGCUUGAGACAUAAGAAGAAGAAAAAAGGAAUGGUUGACUCCGACGCCCGUCGCCGUGCCUUGACCACCACCAAUUUGAGAAGGAGGAUGCAACACAACAAUUUCUUGUACAAUUAGCACUCUUCCUGUUUUUCUUUUUCUCUUUUGUUGGUUGCUCGCAGUGUUUGUCCCGAGCAAAUUAUGGCCCGACCGUCCUGUUUUCCACAUCAUGUCCAAGAAAAGAAGAGAAAAGGAAAGAAAAAAAAGAGGAAUGUUCGGAGACUAAUCCUUGGGACGCACUAGGAAUUGAGAAUGCAGAGAUCGUGAACGCCGUCAGAGCGGAACGAUCACUUUGUGGAGGGGGUGGGAGUGUUUUGAUAAUUUUUCUUUGUUUUUCCCCCUUUCGUCUUUUUGGGAAUUCCCUUUGAUUCCCGGUUGUUCUUCAGCGGUGUUUUGGUGGACGGGGCUAUGCUCAGACAUGAUUUGGUGGCUUUAUGCCCCGCUAGAACCCCCCAAUUCUUCAGCGGGCGGGAUGAUUACGACUGCUUAUGGAAAUUCAAUGCGAUUUAUUGAUUGCCUC